GGAAGUACUCCCGUACUAUUCGGUUCUAUAAGUUGCUAAGUCUUGAAGAAUGACUUUUGUGUCUUUGUUCUUCGAUCCUGUUUGUGUGUUUCCAUUAUAGAGAAUAAUUCAUGCAGUGGCAAUCCAUUAUCUUCUUCUUCAUAAACAGAUUCAAUCAUUUUUCUUCCGAGAAAAGCUACAACUUAAAGUUUUAUCACUGCCGCUACCUAGACAGGACAACAAUUCUCCACAAUCAUCAUAAAUUGCAAGGUACGAAGUGGUAAACAAUUUUAACUGUCUUGGUUCCUCAAUUACCAACACUGGGAAAUGCGAAAACGAAAUAUGCCAUUAUGGCAAAACAAAUCUAUCAGGAAACUGUUUCUAGUCCCAAUUGCAACGUACGCAGCGGAAAUAUGGACGUUGAACAAAGCAGAUAAAAGAAAAAUAGAAACACGUACAAGGCUGCUAACCAGAAUAAACCGCAUGUAUCUGCAGUACAUGGGACAUAUAGCUAGAAGAUCAGGAACAAAGGAACAGUUAAUCAUCGAAGGAAAAGUAGAAGGCGAACGCCCAAGAAGCAGAUCUCCAACUAGAUGGGUAGACCAAGCAAAAGCCUUUCAAUUAAUUAAUAUGAGACUACAUCAAGCCGAAAAAAUUGCACAGGAUAGGCAAGGAAACGACUGCUGAAUCAAAUAUAAAUGGUGUCACUUCAUCCUUUGAAAGAUAAUGGAAAGAAGAGGAGGCGGACCUAGUCUAUAUUAAAAGCAAUCCCAAACAUGGUAUAUGUGCCCCCCAACGAGUUUUACAUCAGUUACUCAACAGUUUCACGCACUAAAUGCGACCUUGAACAAAAAUUUUCAAUUGCCAAAUUCAAAUUAAAUAAUGUGCAAUAUUAUCUCGAUUUCUACUGAUUGCGUUACUUUUUUCAUUUAAAAAAUUUGACUCAAAUUAAAAUUUAAUCUUUAUAGUGAGAGUCAAAAGUGCUACAGGUUAAUAUAUCAAAAACCUCCCUUUUCUAAGAGAACAAAUGCUUACUAUAAUCAUCAAUUUAUCUUUAAUUUGUGUACAAAAAAUUAAAAGUUUAAACCCAAACAGCCUCGAGUAGCAACCGUAUUAUAUGUAAAAUUGUUUACUUCCGACUCUAACAAUAACGUAAUUUAACGAGUAGGAGCUUGUGUGAAUUAGUCCAGCUCAUUUUCAAAAAUGUUCACAAAUAAGUCUUAUAUUCAGAUUAAAUGUACCAGUUGAAUAUAAUGUUUAGUGUAGUGAUAAAAACGUAGUGAACAACAGUAAGUGUAAAUGAUUUAUAUUAAAUAUUUUUAUCGGUAGAAUCUAUCUUAUGUACUUAAUUGUACGUGCCUUUUCGGUUUUUCGUGGAAUUCUUACGGAUGUUGCCAUAAUAACCAUAGUUUUACAAAAAGUCUUAAAAUCGCAAUAAAUCGCUCAGGAAAAGUUGAAAAAUUAGUAACACUAUCGGAUAUUCAGUGACUCUGAAAACGUAGUAAUGUUUUUGUUUUCAAAUAGAGAGCUAAAAUUCAUUGUAUAAUCGAUUAUUAUUUUUCACUUAUAACUUGCAGAUUACGGGCCGGUUUAUCAAUAUUAACCUACAGAUAAACUUCCAGUUAGGUUUUUAUUCUAUAUUUGUUCCACAAGUUUAGCAACUGACGGAUAAAGUAUGGUGGCAAAAGUGAUAAAUAAGAAUAACAGACUGUAAUUGAAUGUGUAUUUUUUCCAUGGGCCAAUAAACAUAUUGUACGUUUUGUUUAAACUCUGGUUCAUUCAUCAAUUAGUCAUAUCAUCAUUUUUAUUUUCAUAUGAUGGAUUUUGUUGAUUACUUAUUGGAUAAUGUUGACGAUAUUGAUUUCUUCAACACGAAAUAUAUAUAGUAAGGAAAAAAGUGUUUAAUCGAUCAGUUCUUUCAUUUUAUAUAAUAUUCUUCUGCCUGCCAGCAAUUUUCAAAAGUAAAUUCCUCUCAUCGAGAGUAAAAUUGCUGCCUCUCUUCUUGGUGUUGAUAUUUUCCAUUUCUUUAAAAUACAUUUCUCUCACAAGAAACCAGUAAAAACUGUCAAAGCUUACACAAACCGAAAACAAAUAUAUUUCACAAAAUAAUACAGUAGACUCCGGCAGGUAUCAGACUAGUAUUAGUGAAAACGCUGGAUUACUGGAAAAUGGCAGUAAAACACAAAAAAAGCACAAAAGAAAUCGAGUUUAAUUGUCUCUUUUUAAAAGUUUCUGUGAACAGAAACGUAAACAUAUCAAGACUUACAAUUCUGAUGAUCUAUUUCAUUGGAGUAAAGAAACUGUCAAAUUUAUUUUACAUCUUGGCUUGGAACGGCACUUCAACACAUUAUCUUGAAGCCUCUUUGAAACAAGAAAAUCAUCUGCGGAAACAUAAUUUUCUUUUGCUCAUUUUAUGAAAGUAGCAUCAUGGCUAACUAAAUCAACAGCAGACGUUACAUCUACUUCCUAUGAAAGUCUUUAAAACUUAUGACUUAUAGUGCUGUCACAAGAUCGUGAAGGAAUUUUUAUUACAAGGCCCUUUACAUUUUAUCUAAGAUUAUUUCUUCAAUUUUUUGUUUUUGGCCAUCAUAUGAAAGCUGCAUAGGUAUUGAUAGAUCGCCUAAUAGAUUUGUACAUCCAGUUUAAUAUUUUAGUCAUUAAGCCUCAUGUUCCUCCAACCAUUCUGCAACAGUUGUAUAAAUCGUGCCUCACUGCUGGUUGUUUCUCUGUUUCAUUCUGAAGGGUAGUUGUUUCUCCAAGUGAAAGUAAGUGGUAUUUAAGGGUUUUAGUGUCAAACCUUCAUUGACACACCAUCUCUAAGCGAUUGUUAGGUCGUCAUGUUCAUCCCGGACGAACUCGCCAAGUCAUCGUCGUUUUCUCAGACAGUUAAUCGACUACUAAUGGCCAUAGUAGUGGCGAUAGACAGUUGCCUUGUGGGUAUCCAUCUUCCGGCUUUGCAAUUAUUGGUUUAUCCCCAAGAUUGAAAUUGAUAACGCGACUAUCCAGAGUUGCCAUAAUCCUAGCAUUCUUGGCCGACCAAAAACCAGUAAUGGUGCACCACAAUGUACAAGAUACACUACUUGUAAUAGUAUACUACAGAUAGCAGGAAUUAUUUGAAAAAACUUUUAUUCAACAUUUUUCAACAAGUUAUGUCUUUUUUUUUAAAUUAUAUUCCUCUUUGAAAUUUCCGCCAAUAAUUGUUUGGACAAUUUAUAGCAAUUGGUAAAAAGUGAAUAAUGGAUUGUUUGAAAUCUAAAAUGAGACAAAGAAAUCCAAGGGAAUCCGCUAAUAUAUUUUCCCUGAUAACCUUUUGGUACACACUGGAUCUCGUAAAAAAGGGACGUAAAAAGGAUUUCGAAGAAAAAGAUCUCUACGAAGUAGUUAAAAGAUGCGAUUCGAAAUAUUGUGGAGAUAAAUUCGAAAAAAUAUGGAACGAAGAAAUAAAAAAAACGAAAUGUCCAUCUUUAUUCAAAACACUAUGCAAAGUAUACGGAUACAGAUAUUUGUUUUGGGGUGUUACACAACUAGUAUUUGAAUUAAUAAAAAGAUUAAUGGAACCAAGUGCUAUAGCGAAUUUAGUAUCAUACUUUCAGCCAGGUCAAACAAAACAUACCAAAUACGACGCCUAUAUCAGUAUAACAAUCUUACUAUGUUCAAAUUUUGCCCAAAGUAUCUACUUCUACAACUUCGAUCUAUUUUUAACACUCUUAAGCGUAGAAGCAAGAACUUCUAUUUGCUCUAUGUUAUUUCGAAAAGUGAUAAAGCUCAGUCCCGCGGCUUUGUCCAAAGCAAAUAUGGGUAACGUGGUUACGUUAAUUACCAAAGAUGUACAGGAAUUCAAAAGAAAUAUGUUCAUUUUUAAUGAUGUUUGGGUAUUUGGAACCGUUAGCAUCGUCGUCUGUUAUAUUCUAUACUCCAGAAUAGGUCCGAUUUCAUUAAUAGCAACUGGAAUUUACAUUAUUGUGAUACCGUUAGAAGCAUUACUUGGAAAAUUAGUGAAUAAAUUACGUAAAGAUACAUGUCAAAAAACCGAUGAAAGAAUACGAUUGACACAAGAAAUACUUUCAGCAACAAAAAUAGUCAAAAUACACUGUUGGGAAGACUUUUUUUAUAAAAAAAUUGAUUAUUUGAGAAAGAAGGAAAUAGCUAAAAUGCUCCUUAUUUUCUACAUAAGGAUGAUUCUCCUAUUCAUCGGUACCAUAGCUUCAAAAGCAGGUCUCUACGUACUAAUAAUGGCUUAUAUUUGGAUGGACCAACCACCAGACGCUUCUAUCGUUUUUUUCAUAACCGCUCAUUUCGAAACCCUCGAUUUAUCUUUCGGAUAUCUCGUUCCAGUAUAUAUUGGAAAGUAUUCACAAUUCACAGCUGCCCUAUCCAGAAUAAACCAAGCUUUAACUGCAGAAGAAAUACAGAAAAAAACUGAGCCGAUUGAAAGUAUUACUAAACCGUUAAUAGACCUUAAAAACGUAACCGUCAAUAUUAAUUCUAUUGACGUACUAUCAAAAAUUAAUUUUAAAACGGAUUUUGGAUUGACUAUAAUCACUGGUAGAGUCGGUUCUGGAAAAACUACACUGUUAAAAACUAUUAUGCAUGAAUAUGAGUUAGCUAAUGGGGAAGUUAUAUGUAACGGUACAAUUUCCUAUGCAUCUCAGGAUCCAUGGUGUUUUCCGAGUACCAUAAAACAAAAUAUUUUAUUUGGAGAAGUAUACAAUGAAAAAAGAUAUCAAGAUGUAUUGAGAAUUUGUGCUCUUGAAUAUGAUUUGAAUCUCUUCGAAAAAGGGGAUGAAACCAUAGUUAACGAUAAGGGUCAAAACUUAAGCAAAGGUCAACAAGCUAGAAUCAAUUUGGCGAGAGCUAUAUAUAAGAAAAGUGAUAUUUACCUAUUGGAUGACUGCCUAUCAGCUUUAGACCCUCAUGUUCAUCAUUUCAUAUUCGUUGAAUGUAUAAAAAAAUUUCUAAAAGGAAAACUAUGUAUACUAAUUACUCAAAUGAAUUCGAAUUCGCAUGAGGCAGAUAAAGUAUUUGUGAUGAGCAAAGGACGAAUCAUAUAUUCUAAUAAUCCUAAACAGAAAAUAGUGAGGGAAGAUACAAGCUCAAAAGAGGUAGAGCUUAAAAAGAGAGAUGAUUUGGGAUCGGUGGAAAGUAAUGAAUUUAUUGAAACAAAACAAACGAUAUCUAAAGAUAUAUACGAAGAAGAACUGAAAAAAGGAGCAGUUGAUAGAAUAGUUUAUAGAAAAUAUAUCGCCUUUGGUGGUGGUAUACUUUUACUGAUGAUAGUUUUAUUUUUUGCUGCAUUUCAACAAGCUGCUGAAAGCUAUUCUCAGAAGUUGAUAUCUAUUUGGAGCGACGAAAAACAAAGUAUUUUUAAUAUUAAAGCCAACAUAACAAAAGAAAACUUUAACAAAUCGAUAGAAUCUGAAUUGGAAAUCGCUGAAGCUCAAGCAUCUUCUACUUUUAAAACGUAUACUAUUAUGCUAGUUACUGCUGUUUUCAUGCAAUUGAUUAAAACUUACACAUUUCUAAAUUUUUGUAGAAGAGCUUCCAUAAAAAUCCAUAAAGUUAUGAUACGCAAUGUAAUUUAUGCUGUUAUGAGUUUUCUCGAUACACAUUUUAUAGGAAACAUCCUUAAUAGAUUUUCUCAAGAUAUUAUCAAUGUUGAUGAGAAUUUGCCGUAUCAACUAUUGGCAUUUUUAGAGACUAUUAUUUAUGUUGGAGCAACCGUAUUCUUAAUAGUAUCAGUAAAUUCCUACUUUAUCAUAUAUGUACUUAUAACUUUUGCUGUUUUGGUGUCUUCGUUGAAAUUCUACCUUCCAGUAGCAAGAAAUUUACAAAGGCUUGAAGCUUCUACACGAAGUCCCAUGAUAGGUUGCCUCAAUGCUGCUCUGGAAGGAUUGACCACUAUACGAGCGCAAAAAGCGGAGCAAACUGUUAUCCAAGAAUUUGAAAAACAUCAAAAUGUUUUUACGUCGGCUCACUACAGUAAUCUUUGUUUUCAAUUUGCAUUCGGAUUCUUUACAAGCAUUCUUGCUUUCAUAAUGGUACUUGCUGUUGUCUAUACUUUCGUUAUGUUUGAUACAGGGACAUCAGCUGGUAGUAUUGGUCUCGCCUUGACCCAAGUCCUAUAUUUAGGAAGUAUUGUACAAGAAUCAGUAAAAUCAUGGGCAGAUCUAGAAAACUUAAUGACAGCUACUGAAAGAGUCUUGGAAUAUACCGAAUUAAAAACGGAAACAAAUCAAGGGAUUAAAAAGAAGCAAUGGCCAAAUGAUGGAAUUAUUGUCUACGAAAAAGUAUCAUUAUCUUAUGUCAAUAACAGAGUUAUUUUAAAUGACUUAAAUUUCAAAAUAGAUCGUAAGCAAAAAAUUGGAAUAGUCGGUAGGACUGGUGCAGGAAAAUCUUCUAUAAUAUCAACAAUUUUUAGACUAUACGAAGUAGAAGGAACAAUAAGAAUCGAUGGAGUAGAUAUCAAGACAUUAUCAUUAGAAUAUCUCAGGAAGAAUCUAGCUUUAGUUCCUCAAGAUCCAGUUUUAUUUUCAGGAACCGUUAGAUCUAAUCUGGAUCCUAUUGGCGUUCACCAAGAUGAAGAUAUAUGGAUGGCUGUCAACAAAGUUAACUUGAAUGGUUUGAUAACAAGUUUGGAUUCCGAAAUACAAAAUCCGUGUAGUUUCAGCUUGGGACAGAAGCAAAUGAUAUGGCUGGCAAGAGCUAUCUUGAGCAAAGCUAAGAUUGUCAUUUUAGAUGAAGUUACAGCUAAUAUAGAUUGCGAAACAGAUCUUUUUAUUCAAGAUAGUAUAAAAAAUAAUUUUUCUGAUUGUACUGUGUUGAUUAUAGCACAUAAGUUACAAUCUAUAUUAAACUGUGACUACGUAAUGGUACUUGAUCGUGGAGAAAUUAAAGAAUUUGACAAACCUAGAAUAUUGUUGGAAAACAAUGUUAGUAUUUUCAGUCAAAUGGUUCAACAAGAUAAUAUUUAGCGAAAUUAUUGUAUAUUUAUUUUGGGAUCCAUAAA
This is a messenger RNA of Diorhabda sublineata, 6985 nucleotides long. RefSeq names its product ATP-binding cassette sub-family C member 4-like. The record is from RefSeq and is a predicted model, not a curated record. Gene Ontology annotation, molecular function: ABC-type transporter activity; ATP binding; ATP hydrolysis activity. Lineage: Eukaryota; Metazoa; Arthropoda; Insecta; Coleoptera; Chrysomelidae. Gene Ontology annotation, cellular component: membrane. Gene Ontology annotation, biological process: transmembrane transport. The transcript is spliced from 12 exons. Bases 3216 to 6950 code for a protein of 1244 amino acids.